ACAAGUUCUAAAAGUCACGGAUUUCAAUUCUUCGUCUGUUUUUAUUCAUACAGUAUGCUUCGAUCCAAGUCAUUCGUUAAGCGUACUCGUAAGGGAAACGUUGUGAAGGUUGUUAAAGAGCACUAUUUGAGAGACGAUAUACCUUGUUCCUCAGAAGCAUGCAAUGUCUGCAAUAAAGUGUCUGCACCUAUCUUGUCAAGUGAACCUAGAUCGACUUCCAAGUUUAAACCUCAUUACAUUAUUCCCGAUACCAAUGUCUUUAUUAGUCAACUUGAUAUUAUGGAACAUCCCGCUAUUAAAGACGUGAUUGUCUUGCAAACUGUCAAGGAAGAAGUGCGUCACUUGAGCUUACCUGUCUACAACAGACUCAAUGCUAUCUUGGCUGAUAAAACCAAGCGAUUUUACAUGUUUGCUAAUGAACAUCAACGUGAUACUUUUAUCGAAAAAUUAAAAGACGAAUCGCCCAACGAUAGAAAUGACAGAGCUAUUCGAGUUUCUUCAAAAUGGUAUGCUGAUCACUUGAAAGCUAAUGGAUCUGGUGAAAAUAUCGAUGUUAUCAUGCUCACAGACGACAAUGGAAACAGAGAAAGAGCUAAAGCCAGUGGCAUCAAAUGCAGCUCAGUGCGAGAGUAUAUUGAGAGUAUCAAAGAUACACCUGAAUUAUUAGAUAUGCUUUCAGCUCCUAAAGCAGCUGUGGGUGAAUCGAUUGUGUAUGAAGAACAUUUAAGCCCUGCUCAGAUUCAGAAUGGCAUCAAGAAGGGUACACUUAUUCAAGCAUCAUUUAAUGUUAGUCAGCAUAACGUGCAUGAGGCCACUGUUGUGGGUGAAGUAGAGGGAGAGACAAAGACGAUUUAUAUUCUUGGCCGCAAGAACUUUAAUCGUUGUAUUCAAGGAGACAUUGUUGCUGUACAGUUGCUACCUAAAAGCGAAUGGAAGAAGGGUGCUUCAGUUGCUAUUGAAGAAGAUGAUGAGGAUGAAGAAAAGUUAUUCGGUGAAGAUGAUCCUUCCAACCAUGCUGAUAGAAUGACAGAAGAUGAUACUGAAGCAGAACCUACUGGUAAAGUAGUAGGCAUCAUCAGAAAGAAAUGGAGACCCUACUGUGGUUUUAUUGUCAAGAAGACGGUGCCCAAUGAUAACCGCCCUGCUAGUGUUCUUUUCAGAGCGAUUGAUAGACGUAUUCCUGCCAUUCGCAUCAAGACUGCUCAAGCUCAAAACUUGGUCGGUAAGCGUAUUGUUGUUGCCAUUGAUAGUUGGCCUACGACUUCUGCCCUUCCCUUGGGUCACUUUGUCAAGACUUUAGGUUCUUCAGGUGAUAGAGAGACAGAGACAGAAGUUUUGUUGUUGGAACAUGAUGUUCCUUAUCAAGAGUUUUCUAAGCGUAUUCUUCAAGAUCUUCCCCCUGAAGGAGAUGAAUGGGUUGUCCUUGAGAAGCACAUCAAGGAAGAGAACAGACGUGAUUUCAGAGAUUUGGAUAUUUGCAGCAUUGAUCCUCCAGGAUGUACUGAUAUUGAUGAUGCUCUUCAUGCUCGUCGACUCCCCAACGGCAAUUAUGAAGUGGGUGUUCACAUUGCUGAUGUAACUUAUUUUGUUAAACCUGGUAUGCCAAUGGACAUUGAAGCUGCAAGCCGUGGUACUUCAGUCUAUUUAGUCGAUAAGCGUAUUGAUAUGUUGCCUUCUUUAUUGGGCACAAAUCUUUGUUCUUUGAGAUCCAAUGUGGAUCGUUUGGCCUUUUCUUGUAUUUGGGAAAUGAACGAGAAUGCAGAGAUCAUCAAGACUGAUUUCACAAAAAGUGUGAUUCGUUCAAAGCAUUCUUUCACUUAUGAUGAAGCCCAAACUCGUAUUGAUGAUGACCGUAUGCAAGACAGUGUUACCAAGGGUAUUCGCGCCUUGAACAAAUUUGCCAAGAUCUUGCGUCAAAGACGUAUGGAUAAUGGUGCUCUCACUCUAUCCUCGCCUGAAGUUCGCUUUAACCUUGAGAAUGAUUCACAAGAUCCAGUCGAUGUUGAAAUGAAGGAACUGAAGGAAACAAAUGCUCUUGUUGAAGAGUUCAUGUUGUUGGCCAAUAUUUCUGUAGCCAAAAAGAUUUACUCCAAGUUCCCUAGUUCUGCUAUGCUUCGUAAGCAUGCUGCUCCUCCCACCAACAACUUUGAUGCACUUCGCAAGGUCCUUGCUGAAAAGGGCAUCAUCUUGAAUACAGAGAGUUCCAAGGCCUUGGCUGAUUCAUUGGAUAAUGCAGUGAUACCCGAAGAUCCUUAUUUCAACAAGCUAGUGCGUAUCAUGACAACCCGUUGUAUGAUGCAAGCUCAAUACUUUAGUUCAGGUACUGAACCUGAAUCAGAAUUCAAGCAUUAUGGUUUAGCAAGUCCUAUUUAUACACAUUUUACUUCUCCCAUUCGUCGUUAUGCAGAUGUCAUUGUUCAUCGCUUAUUGCAUGCAUGUAUCGAACCAGACCUUACUUAUGGUCAAGAAUUAACAGAUACAACUAAGAUGAAGGAACUUUGUGAUAACCUCAAUUUCCGUAACAGAAUGGCUCAACAAGCAGGCCGUAGUUCAGUUGAAUUAUUCACAAGUCUUUACUUUAGAAACAAAGUCGAAGUAGACGAAGGCCGUAUCCUUCGUGUUCUCAAGAACGGUAUCAUUGUGCUUGUGCCUAAAUAUGGCAUUGAAAGUAUUGUUUACACAAGCAAAGAAGCUGGUGGUCCUUCUCCAUUUGUCUAUGAUGAUGAAGCAAGCAGCCUUGUUGCUGGUGAUGUGACACUCAAGACAUUUGAUACAAUCAAGGUAGAAAUUUCAGUAGAAGGCGAUGUAGAGGGCAUGCGCCAAAAGAUGAAUAUGAAGUUGGUUUUCCCUUAUGUAGAAGGUAUUAGUGUUGUACCUAGUAAUAAGAGGGCCAAGGAAGAAGAAGAUAACGAUAGUCAGACUUUAAAGAAAUCUAAAAAAUAACCAUAAAGUUGUAAAUUUGUCUUUUUGAAAUAAAUAGAAAAU
This is a messenger RNA of Gilbertella persicaria, 2985 nucleotides long. RefSeq lists its product as uncharacterized. The coding region runs from base 55 to 2943 and encodes 962 amino acids. The transcript has 11 exons. NCBI's taxonomy places the organism in Eukaryota, Fungi, Mucoromycota, Mucoromycetes, Mucorales, Choanephoraceae. Gene Ontology annotation, molecular function: endonuclease activity; 3'-5'-RNA exonuclease activity; RNA binding. The record is from RefSeq and is a predicted model, not a curated record. Gene Ontology annotation, cellular component: nuclear exosome (RNase complex); cytoplasmic exosome (RNase complex). Gene Ontology annotation, biological process: rRNA catabolic process.